ACAUGGCGAUGUAUAUUUUCGGCGGGAAACGCAUUCGCCCAGCAAUGCUGUCGUGCAUGUCAGUGCGUCUUGUGCAUCGACGUCAAUCUACGCCAGUUAGCAUCAGUCGAACGUGGCUACAAUACGUAUUUUUCAAACAAUUUUAUAGUGCUACGUGACAAAUAUAUAUGAUAAUAUAGAGGAUAAACAAGAAGAGACAUAACUGUGUUUCGUUAACCUCAGAAGAAACUCUCGCACGUUGUCUGUAUAAAUCGAUACAAAAGACGAAAAAGCAGAUAUUGUUAUCAUCAAGAUAAUUACCAUAGGAAACCGCUGCUGCUACAUUUCUAUCAAGAAAAUGGCCUCUCCACAAAAGUUUUACAACAAUCCAUUUACAAUCUGUAUAGAAGGAAAUAUUGGAAGUGGCAAAACAACAUUUUUAAAUCACUUCCAAAACUUUAACAACGCUACAAUUUUGCAAGAACCAGUGAAUUUAUGGCGAGAUGUGGCUGGAGUAAAUUUGUUGGAUCUGUUAUACAAGGACCCGAUAAAUUAUGCCUUUCUAUUUCAAUCGUAUGCUCAAUUAACUAGGCUAAAAUUACACACUCUGAGCACACCAUCACCUUAUAAAAUCAUGGAAAGGUCCAUAUUUAGUGCAAGAUGCUUCUUAGAGAAUAUGAAGCGUACAAAUAUGAUAAGAGAUGUAGAAGCAGUAGUUUUAGAAAAGUGGUACGAUUGGUGUUUAGAAAAUACUAAUAUAAGAGCAGACUUAAUAGUAUAUCUAAGAACAACCCCAGAAGUUGUAUAUCAAAGAAUGCAGGCUCGCGGGCGCAAAGAAGAAGAUUCUGUAUCAUUAGAAUAUCUGAGACAAAUCCACGAAAUUCACGAUGACUGGCUCUACAGAAAAACUUUAUUUACUUUACCAGCGCCAGUUAUGAUUAUUGAUGGUGAUAAAAGUCUCGAGGAAAUGGUGCCACAAUUCGAAAAAUGCAAAAGUCGAAUACUUGGAGAGAAAACAGAUGGCACAAAUACCACAAUAGUUUUAAAUACUAAAGCAUAAUAAUGUUGCAAUAUAACUUGAAUAUUAUAUUUACCUGAUAGAUCAUUUUUAAAUAAUUAUAGGUUUACUAUUAUAAUAUUAAGUUUCAUGACUUACCUUCAGAGACUGAAAUGAUAUUGUGUUUUGGGAAGGUGGGCUGAUUGUCGUUGAUAUCAAUUACUUGUACACUCAAUGCAGCUGUGCCAGUUAAUUGUGGAUUUCCUUGAUCUGUCGCGAUGAUAGUCAGUCUAUAUUUUUCGCGAACUUCACGAUCCAAGACUAUAUUGGUCCUUACAACUCCGCUAUACGGCGGACUUAUGGUGAAGGCGUUAUCCGGAUUACCAUCCACAAUAUGAUAUAAAAUUCUGCUAUUCAGACCUUGGUCAGCGUCACUUGCUGAAAGCUACAAAAGCAAAUAUUAACAAAUAUAAAUAUGUGUAUAUCCAAUAGUAUACAUUUUUAUAU
Molecule: messenger RNA, 1483 nt
Organism: Nylanderia fulva
Lineage: Eukaryota; Metazoa; Arthropoda; Insecta; Hymenoptera; Formicidae
Source: RefSeq, a predicted model, not a curated record